This is a messenger RNA of Mobula hypostoma (lesser devil ray), 3046 nucleotides long. It is a transcript of the gene c6h21orf91, whose product is annotated as chromosome 6 C21orf91 homolog. NCBI's taxonomy places the organism in Eukaryota, Metazoa, Chordata, Chondrichthyes, Myliobatiformes, Myliobatidae. The transcript has 5 exons. The coding region runs from base 318 to 1202 and encodes 294 amino acids. The record is from RefSeq and is a predicted model, not a curated record.
ACACGUUGAGAUACAGAGAGGGAAUACUGUGUGUGUGGGGGAUACAGUGUGAGAAGGCAUAUAGGGGGUACAGAGGGGGAUACAGUGUGUGGGAGCAGAUAUACAGUGUGAAGGAGGGGAUACAUUGUUUUGGGAGGAAAUAUCGUGGGAGAGAGGAUACAGUGUGAGAGGGAAUGCAGUAAGAGCUCAGGACUACAGUGGGACUCGGGAAGGAUACAGUGCGUGCUGGGCUGAGGUCCAGAGCAGAGACUAUUUCCCACUGUAAUCGCGAAGGAGAGCAUCUGGUGUGACACUCAGCUGGAUUAGCAGGACUCGCUAUGAACGAGGAGCAGUUUGUUAACAUUGACCUGAGCGACGAUGACAUCUGUGGCGUUUGUAAGCUGGAGACGGCGAAGGAGAUGCUUUCAUUCUGCCAUGUUUGUUUCGAGCUCAGCAUUGAAGGGGUGCCCAGGUCGAGCCUCCUGCACACGGAAUCUGUGCGUGGCCACAGAGAGUGCUUCGAGAAGUAUCACCUCAUCGCCAACCAGGACCUGCCGAGGUCCAAGACAUCGAAGAGCACCUACAAGGAUGUGAAGGAGAUACUGAGCAGGAAGAUCAGUCAGAUAAUUCAGUACGCCCAGAACCAGCCGUCCGGUGCUGACCUGCAGCGCUGCGAGCAGACGGGGGUCACAGGCCGCGACCCACAGCCCAGCUCCCUCAGGACACACUUCCACCAGCCCAAUGGGUCCCAGUUACCCCGUUACUCCCCACACUGGCUGGAGGUGGGAGCACCUGGCUACUCGGAAUGCAGGCGGGGUAUCUUGGAGCCGGAGGGGCAGGAUUCUUUCGGUCUGGGUGCAGGCGCUGGUGGCCGUCGCAGUGGAGAAGAUCUCCGGUCGACCAGGGAGCAGGGGCUGGGUGAAGAAGGCCAGAGGCCAGUGGAACGUGACAGAAAGGAGCCCAAGGGUCACCCACACUACACACAGGAUGACCUGAGUAGCAUGUCGAUGGAAGAUCUGGUCAUGCUGAAUGAUCAACUGCUCAAACAGGUCAAAGUGGUCUUUGAAGAUCUGACGCAGGAACUGGAGAAGAAGGAUUCCCUCUCCUCUGAGCUUCAUGUCCGUUACAUCGCCAUCGAGCAGCUCUUCAAGAACCGUUCCAAACUGCCGUGGCUACAGAUUGGACGCAAGGGCAUCAAAUCCAGUGUGCCCGUUGACAACUAACCUCCAGCCCAUCGCAAAGACGAACUUCUCAAAAUCCAAUCCCCAACAGUAUAGAAGACUUUAAACUCCACAGGAUGUGGGGAAAUAUUUUGUAUGCAUCUAUAUUUGCAGAGAAAAUUUACAGCGUUUUAUGUACGUAUAAAUCAAUGUGUUUUUUUAAGAGCCAUUUUUGUUUUUAGAAAGCACUCAAUGUUCUCGGAUGUUGUUGGUCUGUGGGAUUUUGCUAUGGGAUUUCUCAGUCACACAGCAUUUACCAGGGGACAAGGGAAUCCUUGACAUUGUAGGUGUCCUUCCCAUGGCUGAAAUCAUCCUGACUUUGAAAUGUAUACCUAGUCCUUUGUCAUCACUAGAUCGAAAUCUUGGAACUCUUACAGUAGCAUCACUGCAGGAACCCCUUCACCAGAGGGACUGGAGUGAUGCAAGGACAACAUGAGGUUCUGCAGAUGCUGGAAAUCGAGAGGUACGGUAGAUGGCCCCCAACAGCCAUGUUGAAGUGCUGCCUAAUCUGGAAGGGCUGUUUGGGGCCCUGAGUGGAGGUGAGGUGAAAAGACAUGGUCUUUUUCCCCAGAAAGUGUGUCAGAAACAAGAGAGCAUAGGUUGAAGGUCAGAGACGAGUAUUUAAACGGACAUCAGGGUAGACAAAGGUGGUGCAUAUUGGGAAUGAGCUGCCAGAAAUCGUGACACUUUAGCAAUAGUUGAAAGCAGUCAUGUAACACACAUACAAUGCUGGAGCAACUUGGCUUGUCAGGCAGUAUUUGGGGUGCCACGGCGACAUAGCGGUGAGUGCAUCACUAUUACACCUCAGGACGUUACGGAGUUCAGAGUUCAAUUCUGACAGCGUUCUGUGAGGAGUUUCUGUACGUCCAUCCACUGGAAUGUGUGGGUUUCCCCAAGGGCUCUGGUUUCCUCCCACAGUCCAAAGAUGUACCGGAUAGGCUAAUUAGUCAUUGUAAAUUGUCCUGUGAUUAGGUAAGGGUGAAUCGGGUUUGUCACUGGUUGCUGGGGCAGUGUGGCCCAAAGGGCCAGAAAAGCCUACUCCCAGUGUAUUGCUAAAUAAACCAAUAAAAUCUAUGGUGUGGAAUGAACAGUCGACAUUUCGGGCUGAGACCCUUCAUCUGGCCUGAUGGGGAUCUCGGCCCGAAACGUCGACUGUUCGUUCUUCUCCGUGGAUGCUGCCUGACAUGCUGAUCAUUCUGUGUGCGGCUGAAGGAAGUGGCUUCACCCCUCGCUACCUGAAGGGUUAGAGAGACGGGUAAUGAUGACUCUCCUUGUCACUGCUGCUUACAGCCUGAGAGCAGAUGAAACAAGCACAGUGAAUACAAACUGUGAUCUCUUGCACAGUUGACAGUUCCAUACAGAGAGAGACUUCCUUUCCGUAGGGGAUAGUUUUAUUCAUUUCCUCAUGGGGGAGAGGGGGUUCGCAUCCAGCUAGAUUUACCCAGGGCCAAAGUUUAAAGUAAAUUUAUUAUCAAAGUACGUGUACGUCACUAUAUACAACCCUGAGAUUCAUUUUUCUUAUGGGCUGUUCCAGAGUCUGGGUCUGUUCAUGAACAAAAGCCAUAGAUUAGUGGGCAGCCCUGGUGCUUUCACUCAAUACACAAACAGAUGAAGGAACAAUGGUUCAGGCAGCAUCAGUGGGUGCAGUCACAGAGCAUUACAGAACAGAGGAGGUUCUUUGGCCCAUCCAAUCUGUGCUGAACUGUUAUUCUGCCUCCAUCCCCCACCCAUUCACGUACUUACCCAAACUUCUCUUAAAUGUUGAAAUUGAACCUGCGUCCACCAGCCCCAGUGGCAGCUGAUUCCACACUCUCACCAUCGUCUGAAGAAGCUCCCCCUCAGAUUCC